Messenger RNA from Physella acuta, 936 nucleotides. Its product is annotated as KRAB-A domain-containing protein 2-like. The record is from RefSeq and is a predicted model, not a curated record. Gene Ontology annotation, molecular function: nucleic acid binding. Gene Ontology annotation, biological process: DNA integration. NCBI's taxonomy places the organism in Eukaryota, Metazoa, Mollusca, Gastropoda, Physidae.
AUGAAAACUAUGUUUUUAGAUCAUUUGACUACAGUACUGCAUGAAAAACCAAACAAUAGCUUUAUUCUUAGCAAAGACAAAUACAUUGUUAUUAUAGAGGACGUUAAACAGGCUAAAGCAAAGCAGACAAAAAAAACUGUUGACUAUCGUCGACUAAACAAAUAUGAUGUUAUUGAAGUUGAGGGUAAAGAAAAACUUAUUGUACCACUAACAGAAGACAAUGGUGCUAUUUUGUACUAUGUGCACUCAGAAGAGUUGUUCGACUUGAUCAAUGAAACUCACUUGAAAAUCGGACAUGGAGGUCGCACAAAGAUGGAAAAAGAGCUCAAGAGAAAGUACAAAAAUAUCACCAAAGAAAUCAUCACUAUGUAUCUUCGGUUGUGCAAGCCUUGUCAGACUAAAUUGUCUAAUCCCAAGAAAGGUCUUGUUUCCAAACCUUUGAUAUUUAAAGAAUUUAACUCAAGAUGCCAAGUAGAUCUUAUUGAUAUGCAAAGUAACCCAGACGGCAAAUACAAGUUUAUACUCAGUUACCAGGAUCAUUUAACCAAGUUCAUAUUGUUGCGAGCUUUGGAAACCAAAAGAGCAGAAGAAGUUGCUUACCAGCUGCUGGAUAUCUUCACGACUAUUGGUGCCCCAAGUGUGCUUCAAUCAGAUAAUGGAAGAGAAUUUGUGAAUCAAGUUAUUUCUGAACUAAAGAACAUGUGGCCUGAACUUAAACUAGUUCACGGAAAACCAAGGCAUAGCCAAAGCCAAGGUUCAGUCGAACGUGCCAACCAAGAUGUUCUAAACAUGAUGAUGAAAUGAAUGCAAACAAAUGAAUCAGCUCAUUGGGCCGAGAGUCUCAAAUUCAUUCAAUUUAUGAAAAAUCGUUCUUUUUAUCAAGGAAUCCAACAAUCACCAUACGAAGCCCUGUUUGGAUGCAAAGCAAAAGUGGCA